AAUAAAUGAUUAUAAAGCCAGAUAUUAAGAAACUGUACCAAAACUUAAUUAAUAAAAGAAUGGUUUGUCCAAUCAUCAAAAUGCUCGAAUAAACACAAUCUUGCAGCUGGCUCUUUAUAGCAACUGCGUUCCAUGUAGUUGGUCAGCGUAUCCACGGAGAUUUGCCAUGAUUUCAGAUGGAUAAUGUAAGUCACCCGUUUCGCUGAUAGAAAUUAAGAAAAAUAAGAAACCCGUUGUAUGCAUUCAUUGACUUAUCCACCUGCAUUACUAGAGAAGACUUUGAAAGUAAACAGUUCUAGAGAAGCAAAUCAGAUUAAUGCAUGCGGAAUUUUUGAGAACUUCCUAAGCUGCAAAUUUGACCAAAAUUUACAUUAUAAAGAAAUAGUCUUCGCUAUGAAAUUUUAAUUCGAUAGAACAAUUUUUUUUCAAAGAAUAUGAUUCCUCUGCUUCAAUGAGUCAAAUGUACUUAAUUUUUUCCGGCAUCACCCUAAAAAGAUCCUUUAUUCUAAAUCGAGAAUAGAAUACUGGAUCAAAUAUUGCGUUGUCUUCAAAUGUUUCUUCUAUAGCUUCUUCUUCUCUGGCUACAUCCCUUGCAUAUAUCAUAUAUUAAUGUUUUAGCUAAAUGCGUCGGGUCAAAAAAGCUGCAAAGUACAGGUGACCGCUCUUUUACGGUUGUGCUUCAACUGGGUUCAUUCUCGGUCUCCCGCACCUUCUCCAAACAAUUUUCAAUAUAAACAGUUGUCCUUAAAAAAGUGCAGCUAUUGUAUUCGCGAGACCUUGUAAUCGACUACAUUGUAAGUGGAUUGUUUUAUGAAGACCAGAAAAUUGCUCUGGAAACUCUCGACAUAAAGACAGACGCCACCCCCCUGACAGGAAAAUUCAUCUAGGAAGUAUAUCUUUAAUUGGAAAGAGUCUUGAUCGACAGCGUUGAGUGAGUUGCCACUUGUUCAUCGCGAUGCUGCGAGUAACUUUGGUUUGCUUUUCAUGUUUGAGCAUUCUAUCCUUGAGUAAUUGUCAAAUAUCAAGGCUAUCAUGCCGGCGCAGUGGAGCAUUUGAAGUUAAUAAAUCGGACCAACGGCAAAGCAGAGGGGUCAUAAAGAAGAAGCUAGUACCAUCUCUCCUUUCUUGCCAUUCAGCGUGCACUGCAACAAGCAACUGCGACUCGCUGAACUUUCAAACAGUGAAAUCGCCUCAAGGUCUGCACGAAUGUGAGCUUCUCAAAGAAGGCAUCGAAGGAGAAGAAUGGGAAAAUUCGACAGGAUGGUAUCAUUAUGUGCCAAUACAAAAAGUUGCUAGCCGAUGCCAACUUGAUACCUGUCCAGUUGGUCAUACUUGCAUUGAAUCGUGCGAAAAACCAGAGGGAUAUGCCUGUAAACACGAUCCAUGCAUGAGUGAACCAUGCAAAAACAACGCAACAUGCAGUGCAUAUGGGGAAACUGUUGUAUGUCAAUGUAAACAGGGGUUCGAGGGAACAUUUUGUGAAUCAGCGCAAACCUGUUCAUUUGGAUGUACCACACCAGUUUGCAGUAACUUAGGAGAAGGAGUGGCUUUCACAACCCAAGGCAGAACUGGCCGGUCAGGAGUCGUCCAAACAUACACAGUGCCAAAAACAGCAACAUAUGAAAUCAAGGUGGCAGGGGCCAAAGGUGGAAGCCAUUUGACUAAUUAUGGCGAUUUCCCAGGCCUCUUUUGUGGUGGCAACGGAGCACUAAUGGUCGGGGAAUUCAAUCUCAAUGCUGGGCUGGUACUUCAAAUCGCCGUAGGCCACCGUGGAGGAUAUUCGGUAGAGGUGCAAGGCGGAACAGUGACAACCAAUACGGCAGCCUCGCUUGGAAAAUCAGUCGAAGACAAUGCAGGGACUGGCGGCGGAGGAGGAAGCUUUGUUUACACCUCAGCAAACGAAUUACUUAUCGCUGCUGGAGGUGGCGGAGGAGCUUCCAGUGGCUGGAAUGGAGUAGAUGGCAGCCGCUUUGAGAAUGGGACAGACACCGUGGGGAAGUCUGAAACGCAAAAAGGAAGAGGAGGUUCUAAUGGCCAGCAAGGAGCGUGCUGCAACACUGGAAGUUAUCCAGGAGGAGUGGGCGCUGGAUGGCUGAGUCAAGGAGUUGCCAGAACAAGCGAGUCGCACGGCGAUCGAGGCGGAUCAAGGUUGCAAACUUGGAUAGGUGGCCUGGCAGGCAAAAUGAAUUCUGGCAAUAACGGUGGUCCCGCUCCAGGGGCGGUAGGUGGAUUCGGGGGCGGAGGGGGAGGCAGUGAAGAUAAUGGUGCAUCAGGGGGUGGAGGAGGCUAUUCAGGGGGUGGGGCUGGCACACAUUCUAAUCAAGGUGGGGGAGGUGGUGGCUCCUAUUGCAGCAAAACCUUAGCGAUUGCAAACUCCUGUGUUGGUAUCACUGGAGGAAACAAGAACCAUUACGGAUAUGUCGUUAUAAAGGAAGUUCCAUAGCCAAAGUAGCUACACUGAGAGCCAAAACAAGAGUGCUCCGUCUACCUCUGCUGUUUUUUCAAUAGAAUGUUGAAGUAAAAGAAUGUUGCCAAAUGACUGUACGGCAAAGCCUUAUUAUCUUAAGUGGUGGGGAGAGUGCUGAGUAAACACCCCACUAUAAAAACUUAAAACCUCGUAACACUAUCUGAAAAAUGGUACAGCCAUAUCAGCACUGGGCACUCCACUUAUAAUGUAAUUAAAUGUAGGGUCGUGUAUUCUUUAAAGCUGUGACAUUUCUUGUGGCAUAAGGUGCUAGCUGUGAAACUAACUAUGAUUGAAUCGGAUAUUGUUUAAAUCGGAUUCAAAAAUCACAUUGAAUGGAAGCAACUGUACCGCUCUUAGACCAGGAUGUUGGGUCACGUUGAUUAAAGGCAAAAUAACUUUAUAUCUUGAUAAUGACGUUACAAUUGUUUUUGUGAUGUUUUUGUGAUGUUAUCGCGAUGUUUGUGAUGGUAAGUAAGAUGCAUGUAAAUUAUAGCUGCUCCACUUGUUAAAGUCUUGUUGCUAUCACUAAAGACAUUUCUUGUGGCAUAAGGUGCUAGCUGUUUUCUUUUAGUUUUGUAUUAAAGUAAUAUUAGAGUAAUUUAAGAGUAGGGGCAGUGGCGCAA
Rhopilema esculentum is the source of this 3090-nucleotide messenger RNA. RefSeq lists its product as uncharacterized. NCBI's taxonomy places the organism in Eukaryota, Metazoa, Cnidaria, Scyphozoa, Rhizostomeae, Rhizostomatidae. The record is from RefSeq and is a predicted model, not a curated record.